AUGAUGGCCAAUCCAGAAUUGGCAAGGGGCCGAAUAAUAUCUGCUCAAGGCAGAAAAGACUACACAAAAAUGUGGACUAUAUUAUCAGAAAAAUUGAAUUCACUUGGAUUGGGGGAGAAGUCUAUUGAAAAGUGGCAAAAGUCAUGGAGUGAUUACAAGUACAAUUUGAAGAAAAAAGCUGCAGAAAUUGAAAAAAGCCAGACAGGGGGAGAGUCAGAAAGUUUCCCUAGUUUAACGGAUUUUGAACUGAAAGUUUUGGGAAUAUAUGGAGAAUCAGACUUUGAUAUCUACUCUAACACUGAACCAAGCACCUCCCAAAAACUUGGAAUAAACAAGGAAGGUAAUUCAGUAAUACCAAAAGUAAAUCGAUUCAGAAAGAGGUCUCAUCCUCCUGCUAAAAAUGAUCAAGCAAGCUGUUUGGCAAAACUGACACCAAAGCUUAAAAGCAGAAAAAUACAAGAGAAUGAGGAUAUGAAAAAAAUCUACAAGGAUAUGGUAAAAAUAUUGAACAAUGUGAAUCAUAAUACAAGUUUGAUAGCAACAAGUCUGGAACAUUUGGUUGAAGAAAUCCGAGCAAAAAGAUGGUUGAUUGCCUGUAAUCGUGAAGAUUUAUUAGAAAAAUUGAACAAUAUACACAAAAGCCAUCGCCUAUGUGGAGAUCAUUUCGAAGCCAAAAUGUUCACGAAUCAUCUCCGUAACCGCCUGAAUUUCAAUGCUGUCCCUACAUUAUUUUCUAUUUUGGUGGAAAAUUCUUCUAAGGCAGAAGAUCAUAGUUAUGCGCGUCCACCUCUUAUAUACCCUGAAUCUGUUCCUGAAAAGAAAUAUGUACCUACUACAGUAGAUGACACCAAAAUAGCAAAUUCUCAUUUACUAAGUCCUCCGACAUCCAUUCAAACUUGUUUUACAGUAAGUGACACCGAAACAACCAGCCCAUCAGUUGAUGUUGUAAGAACAGCAUCAACUCAAACUUCAACAACUUUAUCUUUCAACUCUCCCAGAAAAAGGAAAUAUGGAGACCUAAUUAAAAAUCUCAUCAAAGAAAAUCAAAGUUUGCGACAAAAUGCAGAAAAUUUGACAGUGACUUGCAAACUCAUUAAAAUUGAACUACCCUAGAACAGUAUAAGGCUCUAAUAUUUAAAUUUUGUGAGGCUAAAGAAACUGUAUCAACACACAAGUCAGCCAAAAUAAGAAAAAACCAGGAGGAUGAAGAUAUUCCGAGCAGAUCAAAACUGAAUGUUCAAAAAAUGUUUUUUUGCCUCCCAGGAUCGCAAGCACUUCUUAAUGGCAUACGUGCCAUUCAAAUAAAUCCAGGUCUUUGCAAUUUUUCGAAAUGAUGAAAGCAAAAAUUGAUUGCUUUGAAGAGACAAAAAAAAAUUAAUAUGUCACGAUGCACCAUGGAAGUGAAAACUUCCCUAUUGAAAUAAAUAAAAUAUGAUAUAUUAUACCUGUACUUAGAAGAGAAGAGGUUAGUGGAGAAACAGAUACACUGCAAUUUUCUUUAGUUUUAAUGAUUCUCUGUCCUUAUUCCUCUACACGCUACCAGAGUUCCUCAAACUUAACCUACCCCAAUAACGUUGUAUACGCAUCAAUUAAUUAUCCUUAUUCCUCACAUACGCUAGCCGAGAAAGUUGCGUGUUUCUUUCCCUUCCACGUAUACAUUCUCUAUCUUUUUUAUACACUCGCGCUAGCGCAGUAUUGUUCUCCCGUACUUACAUAUCAACUCUGUUUCUUUGUUACUCACGCUAGUUUUUUACUUCUUUUUCUCUUUUACGCACAGAUUUGUUGCCUGUGUUUUCCCUCUCCAACAGCGUGAAGACUAAGCACUUCAACAAAAAAUGGUGCUUCUUAUGCAUUGACAGAAUGAGCCAUAAGAAAAACAGGCAUAAAAUAAAAAGUCUCGAUUACCAAGUAGACUUUUUGUUAGAUUUUAUAUUUUUUUAAUAAAUUAGAAAUUUGUUGAAUAGAUAUAUUGUAAAUAAUAUCAAUAAAUCGAUCAAAUGUUUAAAAAUA
Molecule: messenger RNA, 2010 nt
Organism: Ceutorhynchus assimilis (cabbage seed weevil)
Lineage: Eukaryota; Metazoa; Arthropoda; Insecta; Coleoptera; Curculionidae
Source: the annotation of a GenBank genome assembly